Messenger RNA from Zygosaccharomyces rouxii, 642 nucleotides. RefSeq names its product Iml3p (gene IML3). Lineage: Eukaryota; Fungi; Ascomycota; Saccharomycetes; Saccharomycetales; Saccharomycetaceae. The coding region runs from base 1 to 642 and encodes 213 amino acids. The transcript has a single exon. The record is from RefSeq and is a predicted model, not a curated record.
AUGCGAUAUGAAUGGUCAUUAUUCGAAUUGCACAGGUUGAUCUUCCUAGAGGAACGAUUAACAGAAUUGAAAGAACUAUUGGGAUCGAAUCUGAACUUGGAUAAACUAGCCAUUAAUGAGCAUACCACAAGGAUAGAUCUAUUACAAGAACAUGAUGAUAGUAUAAAUCGAUUUACCAUAUUCUGCAAUGCUGAAAUGCGAGUCCCCAUGGUUUUAUGUUUUGCGGGGGAAGACCAAUGGAUCCAACUGCUUUGCAGUUGGUUGAAAUCCCAAGGUGUCAUUGUAUUACCCAUUGAACUAGAUUCACAGGCCAUGCUGAGUGUGGCAGACGAAAUAAUAGGUCUAAAAUCCUACGACACAAAAUUGAUCUUCGAUGUAACUACCACGGAUAGAAAUUUGAGAAAGCUGGAACUAGAGGUGGAUAAGGAAUCCUUCCAAAGGCUUACAAGAGAAUUGACCUCGCAUACUGCACUACAAGAUAUAAUUGUUCCUUACAUCUACCAACGAUCAGGUAUGAUCAUCGAGAAAUUGCCCUUGACGAUGAUAUCCUUCACAGGAGCUGCAUCUAUAACCCAUGACAAGAUCGUUGUAAGUUCUUGGAGUAACGACACCUUGAAGAAACUACUAGAAGUGGUUCAAUAG